UGACACACACAACCUUCCAUCAACAUAAAAGGGGCGUCAUCCUCCCCACCUGCACCUUCUUUCCCUUCUUUUGUCUCUCCACCACCAAAAUACACACAGUCGCUUCUGUAUUUCCAGCUUCCAGCCGACUUUCGUUCAGCCAAACAACCUACUACACCUAAUAACAACUCUACUACAACAACCCUAAUUCAAAAUGAAGUACUCCGCUGUCGCCCUUGCCGCCUUCGUGGCCAUUGCCUCCGCCCAGGACAUCUCUGUCAUCCCCUCGUGCGCCCUUCCCUGCGUUGACGACGCCGCCACCAAGGUCUGCACUUCCAAGACCGACUACAAGUGCCUCUGCGAGAACAAGGACUCUCUCGUCAGCACUGCCACCUCCUGCGUCAUUUCCAAGUGCGGUGCCACCGUCGCUUUGAACGACGUUCUCCCUGCCACCGAGAAGUUCUGCCAGGAGGUCCUCGCCGGCGGCUCUGACGCUGCUCCUUCCAGCUCUGCCGCCGCUGCCACUUCCGCCGCCGCUGCUACCACCAGCUCGGCUGCCGCUGCCACUUCCACUGUCGCUGCCACCACUGUUACCACCUCCGCCAUCGCUACCGCUACCGCUCCCACCUCUACCGUCUCUGCCGCCCCCUCUUCCUCCAGCAGCAGCAGCAACGGCACCGUCUCGAUGGCUCCCCCAGCCUCUUCCAGCCCCGUCAAUGCCGGCGCCGCUUCUGCCGGUUACAUUGGCAGCUUCGGUGUCGCUGCCCUUGCUGCUCUUGCUGCUUUCUAAAUUAUCAGAUUAUGAUGGGUGGUGAUUGCGUGGUGUGGUGGAAGUAAUCUCGAUGGUUGGGAACGAAAACAAAGUGAAGCCGGAUGAGAAUGAAGGUGGUGGUUGCUUGGAUGAUACCUCUUACGACGACAAAGAAAUGUUGUAUGAAAGUUUUUAAGUGUACAACUACAAAUGGAUUUCGUGCCGGAACUUUUUUAUCCGAAAUGUGACUGUCAAAUUCUGGUGCGGUGGCUAAGUGGAAAUAUGCCGAGGAGUUCAAAAAACUACUCGUUCGCCGAAAAGUAGGUAAACGAAAACAAAAGUUCAAAUUACCAAUGCG
Neurospora hispaniola is the source of this 1088-nucleotide messenger RNA. RefSeq lists its product as uncharacterized. The coding region runs from base 194 to 769 and encodes 191 amino acids. The transcript is spliced from 2 exons. The record is from RefSeq and is a predicted model, not a curated record. NCBI's taxonomy places the organism in Eukaryota, Fungi, Ascomycota, Sordariomycetes, Sordariales, Sordariaceae.